AUACAACAGAAAUGUAGAGACAGUUAAUAAUUGGUAAUCAAAACUAUUCGACGACUCAAGGACGGAUUAUUAUAUGUGUUCAUCUCUUUGAGCCCUAAGUAUGUGACCUAGAUGUGAACUCAAACUGGCGAUGUACGCAGCCAUUUUUGACAAGCCGGAGGGACAGAAUUGGUUGAAACAAUGGAGGGCAGUGUAUAUAACAAGAACGGCCCUUUUGCCAACUGUCUCAACCGUGGCCAGCAAAUUCCAUGGAGACCUUUUGCAAAGAGCGAAGAAUCAAUCUAUAGUUGCAUGCGAAAAUUGCACUACCAAAGACGUACUCACCAAAAAUGCAAGCUGCAAAUUCCAUAAGUGUAUUCGUGAUGAGUUAGUUAAUGAGCAUGUCUACGGAUUCCGGAAUUAUCCACGAGCAUUGACAUUGGAAAACACAAACGCAAUACACUGGGCUAACUCACCAUGGGAGAUCGCCAAGGUGUUCAUGCCGCCUUCUGGUUACCAAAACAAAACCACAAUUGAAGAGACCGAUUUCAACGGCAUUGCUGGCUUCAUCAUCAACUGCAAGCGUUUCCAUGUCAAUAUCACAGAUAGUAUUUGUAAAAAGGCUCGGGAAGCAGUCAACAAUAUUCGGCACAUGCCGGACAUGUGUGCCAGCGUCCUCACUGACCAGGCCACAACCGAAUGUAUAGACAACCUGUACGCUCUACUUAAUGAGCCGGGACUACAGAAUCUGCCAGAGGUGGUACUGGCUAGAAAUGACUUGGACAAGUUGAAAACCGCAGACCUUUCCAAAGAUGAAAACGCAUACAAGUAUAUUUACCACGAGUUACAUGAUCAAUUUCAACAGAGACUUGACGAUAUUGAAAUGAAACUCAAAUCAAAUGAAAUUGGUACCCAAACCGCUAAAGCUUGUUUACGCACAGAAGGCGACAAAAUCCAGAAAAAUUUAGAGCUUCUUUGGGAGGCACUUAAAUUAUUUUCUUUUGAUUUAUCGCAACUCAAAAAUGACAUUCUCCUGUCGAUUUAUGAAGGAAGAAAAAGUGCCAUGGCGCGUAUAGCUUUUCUAGAAAGCAGGGCCAAAGAACAAAUUAAACAAUCCGUAACAGAUGGUAAAACAGAAUUUGAGACACAUGCUAAAGAGAAGACAAAAAAGGCAACAGAGCACAUUAAACAAUAUGUAACAGAUGCUAAAAAAACAAUUGAGAUUUAUGUUAGAGAAGGGGGAAUAAAGGCCACAGAACACAUUGGACAAUCCGUAGAAAAAUGGCAAAGAGCGCUCAAAGAUCAGAAAGACGAAAAUCUACAACAAAAGAAACUCGAUUUACAGAAACAGUUGCUAAACCAUUACCAAGCAACCGCUGCUGUCAGAAUUAACGUCCGAUUAGACAUUGAUGCAGCUGUGGAAGACAUUUAUGAAAAGCCCAAACUUGAAUGGAAGACCAAGAAAGACAAAGAUAUAUUAAAAAUAUAUCAGAUAUUUUUAAGCGACAAUAACAUGUUAGCUAAAACAAUAUUUGUGGAGGGAGAACCGGGCACAGGCAAGUCCUCGCUGUGUAAAAAGAUUGUCGAUGACUGGUGCAAACUGAAGAAGGACGGAAAUGGGGACACAAAAGAAGACAGCCUGUUAAGCCAGUUCACGUUCUUAUUCUACAUUAGGCUGCGAGAAAUUGAAGAUCGAUGCAACAUCAAGGAUAUGAUAUUGCAGUGUUUGAUUGAACAGAUAAAUUCAGAUUAUAAAGAGUCAAAAGAACUGUUAGCCGAGAUUUUGAAAUUAGAUUAUUGUCUUCUUCUGCUUGAUGGUUUAGACGAGUGGAAACAUGGUAGCUGUAAGCGUGAUGAACGAAUUCCUCAUGCUGAAACAGGUUGGAUGAAUUGCACAACACUGAUUACAACACGACCAUACAAACUAGCGGAGAUAAAGUUAACCCGCUUAAAGCUUGGCAACCAUGUGAAGAUGCAGGGCGUUCAGUCACCUCGAAAACUUGUUUGGAGAGUAAUUCAGGAACUUCAGAAAGACGAAGUAAACAAACGUCCAAAUACCUGCGUUAAAAACCUGAAAGAGAAAGGUCUGUGGCAUUUCAGGGGUAUUCCAAUCGUGCUUGUUCACGUUGUUUGGCUCUGGUUCAGAAACAAAUUAAAGGCAAACAUGUCUCUAUCUGAAGUUUACAGGGAAAUAAUAGAAGAACGGUGGUGUGAAAUGACAGAGAAGACGAAAAUAGAGGACAGCGACAUUCCGAAGGAAUUUCUUGAUUCUUUGAGUGAAUUAGCUUUCAAUAAACUGUUUUCAGCAAAUAAGGAUGAUUCCAUUGUUUUUGGCAUUAAAGAAGAUCAGUUAAAGAAGGAGUACCAACGGAUGUCUCUUGAAUCUGGCAUCAUGUCUUGCAGUAAUAAAAUAGGUGAAAGAUCAGCGUCUUAUCAGUUUUUACAUAAAACGCUUCAGGAAUACUUGGCAGCAUUGUUUUUAGCGAAUUGCGGAUCCGAUUUGUUGAAACAUUGUCAACACGUUCAGGAAUUAUAUAAAAAUGACAUGGAAGAAGGGGUGCUUAACUUGACUCAGAUGUUUUUGUUUCUUUGUGGCCUGAAUUUAACUGCUGCUGAAGAUUUUUCGAAGAUAUUAAAUGGCCUCUUUCCUAAAGACUUUGAACGAGACGGUUAUUCAGUUGAACAUGCAUUUUUAUUCCAGUCCAAACAUAUAAUGAAAGGAUAUAAUGAGGCGGAGAAAAACGGACACACCGGGAUGGAGCUUAUGCAGCAGCAUAUUGUCAUCCGUAAUCGUCGUGAUCUUGUUUACCGGGAUAAUGAUAAUAAUGAUGAUAGGAAUUAUGAUUAUUUUCAUGAUGAUGAUGAUGAUGAUGAUUAUCGUCAUAGAAUUGUUUUUGAUAAUGAAGAUGAUGAUGAUGAUGAUGAGUAUAAGGCACAUUUUAAAAAGCGCAUGACAGACUGCUGCGGUAAAAACAAAUUGAAUAUUGUGUCAUUAAACAUUUCAGUACCUGACCUACCUUCUGUGUUGAUGUACAAGAAAGAUCCAAGUAUUUUGGAUUUAGAGACAUUCAUUAAUCUAAAAUUUCUGCAUUUGAAAAAUGUUACCUGUGAGGACAUAAACCUAUUGAAUUUGAAUGGAUUAUUAGAAUGCGAAAUAAAAUUCAGUCGUAAUGUAAGUGCAGUCAAACUGGUAACUUCAAUUUUGUCCUCCAAUAUAACAUGUUUGAAAAAACUCACAUUGGAACAUGUUGAUUUGCCAUGUAAAGCUGAGGACAUCUUCUGCAAACUUCAACGUGUUGAACACCUAAGCGUCCAUGGUUCCAGUCUAUCAAAUAAUUCACAACUCGACCUUGGACAUCUCAAACAUCUAAAAAAUCUCUCCUUUAUUGGACUUGCUUUCUCUGACGUUGUGAUUCCACAUUUGCUCAAUCUCCACAAGUUAGAAGUUAUGUUUAGAACACCUCAAAGGGCACCACAGUUGAUGACGGCGUUACUAGCACAAAGCGACGAUUCUCUCGGUUACAAUAUGGAUGGGCCACUAUUUAACCGAACGUGUGUUACCUUGGCAAACAUUGUCAUGUCAGCAGGAAUGUUUACACGUCUCGUUAGUAUUAGGGUGAUGCAAGCGCGACACUCUGUGGACUAUACGUUAUAUAAGUGUAAAAUAGAGUCAGAAGAGGACAUGAGGCAGAUGGAGGUGGAGAUGGAGAACCAGCCCGGCCUACAGAUGGUGGCUCCACUGCCCGCAUCACCUGACUAUAGAGCAUUCAUUUCAUUAUCCUGCACGCCAAUAUCAGCAGGAAUAUUUAAACGCCUAGUUAGUAUGGUGAUACAAGCGCGACAUGAUGUGUUCUUUCAUUUAGAUAAAUGUACAAUAGAGUCAGAGGAUGACGUGAUGCAGAUGAAAGUGGAGAAGGAGAACCAACCUACCCUACAGAUGGUGGAUCCACUGCCCACAUCACCUGACUAUACAUCACACAUUACAUUAGGAAAGAUGACCUUGUCAGCAGGAAUGUUUAAACGUCUCGUUAGUAUGUUGAUACAAGCGCGACAUUCUGUGGACUGUACGUUAACAGACUGUACAAUAGAAUCAGAGGAGGGCGUGAGGCAGAUGAUGGUGGAGAUGGAGAACCAGCCCGGCCUACAAAUGGUGGCUCUAUUGCCCGCAUCACCUGGCUAUACAAUAAAGAUUAAAUUAGCCUGGAUGAAAGUGCCAGCAGGAAUGUUUAAACGUCUCGUUAGUAUGAUGAUACAAGCGCGACAUUCUGUGAACUGUGAGUUAGGAAAAUGUACAAUAGAGUCAGAUGAGGACGUGAGGCAGAUGGCGGUGGAGAUGGAUAACCAGCCCGGCCUACAGAAGGUAGCUCCAUUGCCCGCAUCACUUGACUAUACAACACACAUUACAUUAACCACGACGACAAUGGCAGCAGGAAUGUUAAAACGUCUCGUUAGUAUGGUGAUACAAGCGCGACAUUCUGUGAAGUGUAUGGUAUCUAACUGCACAAUAGAGUCAGAGGAGGACGUGAGGCAGAUGGCGGUGGAGAUGGAGAACCAGCCCGGCCUACAGAAGGUGGCUCCACUGCCUGAAUCACCUGGCUAUACAAAAGACAUUACAUUACAAUAUACGCCAAUGUCGGCAGGAAUGUUUAAACGUCUCGUUAGUAUGGUAAUUCAAGUGCGACAUUCUGUGAACUGUACUUUUGAUGGUUGUAGAAUACAGUCAGAGGAGGACGUGAGGCAGAUGAAGGUCAGGACGGAGAACCAACCUACUCUACAGAUGGUGGAUCCACUGUCCACAUCACCUGACUAUACAGCAGCCAUUAGAUUAUUGCGUUUGACCGUGUCAGCAGGAAUGUUUAAACAUCUAGUUAGUAUGGUGAUACAAGCGCGACAUUCUGUGAACUGUACGUUAGAACACUGUACAAUACAGUCAGAGGAGGACGUGAGGCAGAUGACAGCCGAAACGGAGAACCAGCCUGCCCUACAGAUGGUGGAUCCACUGAGCGCAACAUCUGACUAUACAACGAACAUUACAUUAACGCGGGUGAAAGUGUCUGCAGGAAUAUUGAGACGCCUCGUUAGUAUGGUGAUACAAGCGCGACAUUCUGUGAACUGUACGUUAUCUGAAAGUACGAUAGAGGAGGACAUAAGGCAGAUAAAGGAGGAGAUAGAGAAUCAGCCCCUACUCAAAGUUAGAGAGUUCAGUGAGAGGUACUCCCAGUUGUGGCAUAAACUAGAAUGGUUCAUUCGUUUCACCGUAAACAUGUAAAGGUUCCGACACUGCGAGGAAAGGCAAGGUGACACCUUUUCAAUGAACAGGAACUACUUCAGCGCAUGCUAUGAGUGAAAUGAAUUUUGAACGAUGGUACUUUUUCACAAAUGAUAAUUUACGGCAACAAGUAUUACAACUAGUGUAAUAAGUUCAUCGUUGAAGGCUUUGCCUUAUGGUCAGAGAUAAUGACUAAUUGGUGUAUUUCUUAUAGUUAUAUACAAGUUAUUGUCCAAGCAAGAAAUCUGCUAUCGAAAAGACGACUUUAAGUUGGAUAUGUUUACAUUUAUUGUUUAUUCUUGACGGUGGCGGAUUAAAAAAAAAUGGUGAAUUACAUCCUUAUCAGUGAAUUUAUCAAAAUUGUCCAGUGGCAAUGCUGCUUGUGAAAUAAAACUGUUGGUGUCCAUUUGGGAAAAUAUGUAUUGUUAUCCUGCACUGGAACAAAUCAGCAGGUUACUACAUUGACCAAAUAGUUACCCUCUUAAAGUCAUAUUGAUUAUUAAGUUUA
Messenger RNA from Mya arenaria, 5756 nucleotides. RefSeq lists its product as uncharacterized. Bases 131 to 5248 code for a protein of 1705 amino acids. The transcript is spliced from 7 exons. NCBI's taxonomy places the organism in Eukaryota, Metazoa, Mollusca, Bivalvia, Myida, Myidae. The record is from RefSeq and is a predicted model, not a curated record.